AUGUCACCUUCAAGUCCCAAUAUUCCUUUUCCCAAACUAAUUUCAACUCCAAUAUUUCGACCUGAUCUUAAUAUCAGAUUAAUUUGUCCGGAUUGUAAAAAUCCCAAUCCCAAACUUAUUGAAGAAUUUGCAAGUGGUGAUAUGGUUUGUGGAGAAUGUGGAUUAGUACUUGAUGGUAAAAUUAUUGAUACCAGAUCUGAAUGGCGUACAUUUAGUAGUAAUGAUGAGGGAAAUAAAGAUCCUUCACGUAUCGGGGCAGCCUCGGAUCCAUUAGAUCCAUCAGCCUUGGAUACAUCAAUUUCAUGGCAAGGAAGUACGAAUAAUGAAUUUUCAUCAUCACCAUCAUUAAGUCGAACACAUUUUAAAGCCACAGUUAAUAAGAGUAACGUAAGUUUGAGAUAUGUGCUUCAGGAGAUUGAAUCAAUUUGUCAUUCAAUGGAUUUAUCCAUGGAAAUUAUUGAGACGACCAAACAAUUAUAUCGAAGAUCCAAUGAGGAAAAAAUUUUAAGGGGAAAGAAUAAGGUGGUGAUUUAUGCUGCAUGUAUUUAUAUCGCAUGUCGAAUAAUGAAUGUGGGAAGAUCGUUAAAAGAGAUUAUUGCGGUGACCCGAGUAUCCAAAGGACAUUUAAGUCGAGCGAUUAAAAUCUUGGUCUCAACAUUUGAUUUAAAUUUGAAACAGAUGACAUCUGAAGAUUUAAUGGCCAGAUUUUGUAAUCGACUUGGGAUUUCACCGGAAGUUACGGGUAUAUCGACAAAGGUUAGUCAAAGGAUUGAACAACUUGGAUUAUUAACCGGUCGAACUCAAAAUACUGUAGCGGCAGCCGUAAUACUUUUCGUUACCAUCAUAUUAAAAUAUCCAAUUUCAAUUGAUAAUAUUUCGAAUGUUUCUGGAAUGGCUACACCAUCUAUCAAAGGUGUUUGUCGUAUGAUUGAAGCGGAAAAAGAUAAAUUUCAAGAUUUAUUUCCAUGCGCUGCUAUUACUAGUAAUAUGAAUGAUAAUAGUAGUGGUAUCAAUAUUAAUGUCGGUGAUAAAGAAAAAGAAAAAAAUCGACACAAGUUUUAA
Diversispora eburnea is the source of this 1062-nucleotide messenger RNA. NCBI's taxonomy places the organism in Eukaryota, Fungi, Glomeromycota, Glomeromycetes, Diversisporales, Diversisporaceae. The record is from the annotation of a GenBank genome assembly.